This is a messenger RNA of Monosiga brevicollis MX1, 4470 nucleotides long. RefSeq lists its product as uncharacterized. Gene Ontology annotation, molecular function: lipid binding. Bases 1 to 4356 code for a protein of 1451 amino acids. NCBI's taxonomy places the organism in Eukaryota, Choanoflagellata, Craspedida, Salpingoecidae. The transcript has 22 exons. The record is from RefSeq and is a predicted model, not a curated record. Gene Ontology annotation, cellular component: endoplasmic reticulum.
AUGGCCGAAGCCGAUGGAGUAGGCUCCGGGCCCAGUGCACCACGCUCGAGGACCACAGGCCUCCAGCGACGUGUCAUCGUCCGAUCCGCCUUGAUCUUUGCUUGGGCCUUCUUCCUGUACAUCUUCAACUUUGGGGUUCUCUGGUACAUUGGCCUUUGCUUCAUGCUGGCUUUCCACUUUUACCGCGAAUUCGUGCUUUAUGAGAAGCAACGCAAUGCCAUUGCUCAGCGCCAAUUCCUCUAUGCCGAGGAUUUUCUCAAGAUCAUGGGCGACUAUCCCUCUUGGGUCAACUUUUCAGAGGACGAACGCACCACGUUCAUCAACACUGCCCUUCAGCAGCUCUGGCCCAAUGCAAAAAAGGCCACGGAAGACACGGUGCAAAACAGCUGCACGGCCAUUUUUGCUCAAAUCAAGCCGAGUUUCCUCUCAACCUUUGGCUUUGAGACCUUUGACCUUGGCAAUGACCCCCCGGAGAUUACCACCGUCAAUGUCGUUCAAUGGCACAAGGAUGCCGUAGCUAUCGACCUCGGCAUUCGCAUGGCCAACGGUGAGAAUGAUGUUGUCCUGUCCAUUGGAGCUGGCAAAGUCAAUGUCUCUGUCAAGGUCCAAAACUUGGAAGUGCAAGGCACCAUCCGUGUGCUGCUCGCCCCUCUGAUCGACAACGUCACCCCCUUUGAGGCGCUCUCUGUUUCCAUCAUUGACAAACUGGACUUACAUUACAAACUUGCUGUGACUCACGCGUGUCCAAUCACAAUAGCCGUCGCACUUCCCCUGAGCGCCAUCCCUGGUCUUGAAAAGUUUCUGAACAAGUUUAUCAAUGACAUCCUCACGACCAGCCUCGUGUGGCCGCGCAAGGUUGUCGUGCCCAUGUUGACUUUGGAUCCAUACCCGGAUAGCCUGAGCUGGUUGUUCACCUCCGUUUGCUCGGAUGGCCUGCUUCACGUGACGGUGGUUCGAGCGCAAGGCCUCUCCAAGAUGGAUGUCUCCUCAAGUGAUCCCUACGUCAAGCUCUCCAUUCGGGGCGAUGACGUCGUGAAGACCAAGGUCCAAAAGAAGACGACCGAUCCUCACUGGGACGAAAGUUUUGAACUCUCCGUCUACGAUGUGGCUACUCAGAGUCUGCACGUGCAAAUCUAUGACUACGAUAAGCUAGAUCACGAUGACCCAAUGGGCUUUUGCGACAUCCCCAUCAGCCGUCUGACCCCCAACAAGCAAAUCUUCAUCACCAAAACCCUCACCGGUGGCGAGGGCACCAUUUCGCUUCUAGUGACAUACAAGCCGUUCGUUACCAUCCCUCCACCCAUCGACCGCGUCUGGGAGCGGUCUGACCACCACGCCCUGGGUCAAACACCGGCCUUCCUAUUCGUGGAUGUACGACGCAUUGAAAAGAUUGAGAAGCCCAAAGCUGUUGAGUUUGCCGUGUUGCAUCGCACGACCGCUCAUGGUGCAGACGGGACUCGCUCGCGCGAGUAUGUCAAAAUGGGCGAGUCUUGGGCCGUCGUGCCCUGGGAGCGCAUGUGCAUCUUUGAACAAGGCUAUGCUUUUCCUUUGCGAAAUGCCGAUGACGGACACGUUCGCAUUGAGUUCAACAACAAGCUCGGAUCGGUUGACCUUGACGGCCUGAAGUUAGCCUAUGAUGCUGGUUACUACGGCACCCUCAAGGAAUUUAAAUUGGCUGAUGGCGAGAUUUUGUACGUUCACCUGACCGUUCGCGUCAUCGACAGCGAAACGGAGAUGGCCAGUGAUGACCACGUGGGACCGAUGCCUACCAUUCAGCGCCACACCACGGGCAUGUGGGGCAUGCGUAACCGCAAGAAAACCGGUGGUCAUCGCGACAGCGCCAGCCAGAUGGAAGCAAUGGCAACACAGCCCGAGCUUCCUUCGUCGCCACGUCCACCUUCCCAGUCAAACUUAGAACCAGAGGAGCUCGUGAAGGCCUCAGUGGCUGAAUUGACCAAACAGACCACUCAAGAAGCGGAAAACGCUGCAGUGGACGUGGUUGCCAGCUACCAUCGCAUCAUUGCCGACCUCAAGAAGAACCUGCCUUCAGCCAUCGUCGAUGCCGGCGUCAUCAUUGUGACGCUGCUGGCCUUCAUGCUCCUGACGUACCUCCCAUUACCCUGGUCUGUGGAACUCUUGCUCUUUUUGCUGACGUGUGGCUUCAUCUACUUUAACAGCAGUACCAAGGCACAAGCCAAGGCACAGCGCAUGGCCGCUCUUCAGUCAGAUGGCGUCGACCUUUCACGUUGCUCUACAGUUGAGUUGGGCCGUUUGGCCGAAUUGGCCCCCGCCUGGGCCGUUGUGCCAGAUUACGAAAAGACGGAGUGGCUUAACGAGGUGAUCAGCAUCAUCUGGCCGCGUGUGAACCAGGCAGUUGGUGCCAUGGUGCAAGAAACGCUCCGUGAUAUGAAAAACAAGCGCCAGAGCCCCUUUGACAUACUCGAGGACCUUACUGUCAACCUGAGCUUGGGCCAUCAUGGCCCACUGAUUAACGGCAUCCACGUCUACAACUCAGACCUCACAUCAGAAUCGGUGAUGCUUGACAUUGAUCUGUCAUUGGCUGGUGACAUUUUUGUCGAAGUUGAGGCCACCUACAAAAAGUUCAAGGUGCCCGUCGAGCUCUCAGAUCUGGUGCUCGACACAACUUUGCGGGUGAUUUUGAAGAAUUUUGUGGAUGUCUAUCCCUGUUUCAACACGGUCGACAUCUCCUUGACUCGUCCCCUCAACCUUGAUUUCCAGCUCUCGGUUUUGGAUGUUCCCAUCAUGAGCUUGCCAUUGCUAUCAAAUGCCCUCUCCUUUGGUCUCAACUCGAUCAUUUUGCGCCAACUGGAGGGAGCUCAAUUGAUCUGGCCCCACGUCAUGUCCGUGGAUCUAGCUGACGUACAACCUGCAGCACCAAAAGGCGUUGGCAUUCUACGUGUUUGGGUCAAGCAGGCCAAACACUUGCGCAACGUCGAUUGGUCGUUGUUGGGCAAAAACAAGAGCGACCCUUACGUCACCUUGACUCUCUACGAAGACGAAGCCAUCAAAUUGCGCACCCGGGUGAUCGAUGAUGACCUCAACCCGGUGUGGAACGAAUACUUUGAGUUUGUGAUGCUCUCCAAUUCGCGGCCUUUCCGCAUGAUGGUCAAGGACGACGAUCGCGUUGGCAAGAAUGUUGAACUGGGUCGAGCGGAGCUCAUGACCAAUGAUCUUCAAUUUGCACCUGACACGCGCAUCAGCCGCACCUUUGAUUUUACUCACAAAGGAAAAUCUGCCGGGCACCUCGACGCGAUCUUUGAAUACAAACCCUUCACAUCCACAAUCGACAGCGAGUACUUUGAUCACGAUUUUGAAGACAAGGCUCUUGGUGUCGUUUUUGUCGACAUCAUUCGUGGUCGUAACAUGCCUCCUGCUGGCAGUGCCGUCCGCGCCUCCAUCGGCAACUCUUCUCAGGGCAUGGAUUUCGUGCAAGGCCGAAGCCCAGCCUACAAGAAGCGAUUCACCUUCUUGAUUCGCAGCUUCAUGUCCGAAAAGCUGUCGCUGGAGAUACUCACCCACAACAAGCUGCGACACGAAAGCAGCUUGGGCAAGAUUGUGGUCGACCUGUCGGAUGUUGCCAAAUCAUCUGGUGUCCUUCUGACGCAAAAGCUCAAACGUGGCCAAACGAUCCAGUUUCGUGUCGCUCUGCGCACCGUCAAGCCGGAUACGGACAAACCUGAAGUGAUCUCAUGGGAGUCCUACAUGAAGAAACGUGAGAAGGAGCAAGAGGCAGAGCUCAAGCGCAUUGACGCCGAGGCCAAAGAAGCUGCUGAGACACUUGAUACAGCUGGGCCUGAGGCAGUGACACAAGCUGUUGCCACAGACAUUAACCGAGCCUAUAUUGUGGAUCGCCCGCCAGAGCGGCCAGGGCACGCCAUUGUCGUGGUUCAAAAGGCCAUCAAUUUGCAUGGCGUCAAUGCUAACGGCUUUUCAGAUCCCUAUGUCAGCAUUUCAUGUGAAGGAAAAAAGCAUCGUACCAAACACAUUUCGCGAACCAUUAAUCCCGUAUGGGAGGAGCGCUUGACGAUCGCUGUAGCCGAUCCCGAGACGGCGGUCCUUGAGAUUCAGGUCAAAGACCAUGAGGGUUUUAUGCGAGCCAACAAGCAUCUUGGGCGUGCCGAAAUUCCCAUCAAGUCUAUCAAGCUCCAGGAGGAACCUCGUGUGGUUGACCUGGAAGAUGGCCGGGGCCAGCUAUUUCUCGCCCUGCUUUAUUCUGAGGCCUCUCAGGAGGAGCUUGAUAAGCGCAAGAAGAGCAAGAAGCGCCAGUCAACGCUUCAGCUGCAGCCACCCGAGUCACCCGAGCAUACCCUCCCUGAGCAGGAGUCGAUGAUCUGAGCCGCCUGGGUUGCCACCCAAUGAUACAGUGUUUGUCUUUUCCGGUCUUGCCUUUUAUCCAAUGACCCUCACAUGUCUGUCUCGCGUCAUCUCAAACAAUUUAUUCACCACAUC